ACUCAAAGUGAAGCAGCGUCCCUUUGUACUCGUAGAGAAGUAGAUAAAGAUUCACACAGUUUCCGUUUGUCUCUUUGUCUGCACGAAAAGAAGGAAUCAACACAACACCAACCAACCAUAAACCCUAGCUAGAACAAAUCACCUUUUUCACCUUCUAUCUUCUUCUCCAUCCUCUCUCUGUCUCAAUUCAUUUCCGUUUGUGAUGGCUUCUACAUCUGCCUCGUGGUCUCCAAGCUCUCCUCAGCUCCGCUUGGCUUUCCGUUGCAGGAAUUGCAGGGAACCACGUCCGCUUCUCCUGCUUGAUUAUCGUCGUCCUCGUCUGCUCUCGGUUUCACUAAGCCGGACUAAGGAACUGGAACGACGUCGUAAUGUUGCUUCGCGGAUUGUGUCGGACUCCGCUGCUGGGGCGGAUACUUUUUCCGGCUGGUCCGAUUCGGAUACUGUUGAAGAUUCCAUUGGCUCGGGAGGGAGAAGAAGGUUUGGAGGAAUUAUGGGAGCUGGAUCAGCUGGACUUGUGCUGGUAGCAGGGCUUUCCUUUGCAGCAAUGUCCCUAAGUAAUCGAAGCACUUCCAGACCCAAACAGCAGUUGGAACCCUUAACAGCUCAACAGGAAGUUUCAUUUGAUAACGAGAGUGAACAAGCCAAAGAAAAUGAAAUUGAAACAGGAACACAUAAGGAUCUUUCGGCACCUACAGAAUCCAACGGCACUUCUACUGAAAAUAAUCUUGAUAAUGACAAUGGGACCUACUUAGUAGACAGUUCAACAUCCAAUGGCGAUAGUGCCAGUAACACCAGUCCUAUUCAAGAAGACAGGCAAAAUGUUUCAUCUUUGGAUGGGGAGUCAGUUUUCCUGGACACAACUCCAAUCUCACCUAAUUUGCCUGAAUCUGAUGCUGUGGGUGUCUCUUCUGUUGCAUCAAGCCUAAGAGAGUCAGAUAGCAACCUUGACAUUGGUUCACCUGAAGCAACUUCAGAGAUUGAUGACAAAUUGAUUAGUGUUCAAGAAACUAUUGAUACUAACUUGUCUGACCCAAUAAACCUAGACAAUGAUCUCAACGAGGGAAAACUUGAAGGAAAAGAGAAUUCCAGUAUCUCAGUGGAUUCUUCUUAUAGUUCCAAUUCAAUCAGUGAUCCUUCAAUUGUGGGCUUCUCAGUUAGUUCGGAGGUGGAACCAAUUUUAGAACCUCAGGCUAUACCUGAAGACAAUCUGGAAACCAUAGAUUCCUCUCAAACUGAAGAAAACCUUGAGAGUCGCAAAAUGUCACUGCCCUCGGUUGAAAUAAAGAAUGCAUCUCUGGAAGAUAAUAAGUUAAAUGAGAGUGAGUCAUCUCAAACAACCCCUGUGUCGGCACCUGCUCAUUCAUUAACAAUAGAGCAAAGCAAAAUUGAUUAUGAUGGGAUGAAAGAUAGCAUACCAGAUUUUGAAUCACCAACUCCUAGGAGUUGCUUCUCCCCAGUUGGUAUACCUGCUCCAUCUGCAGUUUCUGCAGAUCUACAGGCUCACUCGGGAGAGGUUCUAGUUCCUGCAGUUGUUGAUCAGUUUCAGGGGCAGGCACUUGCAGCUCUACAAGUUUUGAAGGUUAUUGAGGCUGAAGCUCUACCUGGUGAUCUCUGUACACGUCGUGAGUAUGCUCGGUGGUUAGUGGCAGCAAGCAAUGCUCUUUCAAGGAAUGUAGUAUCAAAAGUUUAUCCUGCAAUGUACGUUGAGAAUGUUACUGAACUUGCAUUUGAUGACAUCAUACCUGAAGACGCUGAUUUUUCAUCGAUUCAAGGCUUGGCAGAGGCUGGACUUAUCUCAAGCAAGCUUUCAAAUCAAGAACUGCUCAAUUACAAUCGAGGCCCAGUUUACUUCUCUCCUGAAAGCCCUCUAUCACGCCAGGAUCUUGUAAGCUGGAAAAUGGCUCUAGAGAAAAGACAACUCCCAGAAGCUGACCGAGAGAUCCUCUACCAACUUUCUGGUUUUAUAGACAUUGAUAAGAUAAAUCCAAAUGCAUGGCCUGCACUUGUAGCUGACUUGUCUACUGGAGAACCAGGAAUAAUAGCACUUGCUUUUGGUUGUACAAGAUUGUUCCAGCCAAGUAAGCCUGUGACAAAGGCCCAAGCAGCUGUUGCUAUUGCAACUGGUGAAGCUUCUGACCUAGUAAGUGAGGAGCUAGCACGUAUUGAAGCUGAAUCAGUGGCAGAAAAUGCAGUAUCUGCUCACAAUGCUUUAGUAGCUGAAGUUGAGAAAGAUGUUAAUGCUAAUUUUGAGAAAGAACUUUCGAUGGAACGUGAAAAGAUUGAUGCUUUGGAAAAAAUGGCUGAAGAGGCAAAGCGCGAGCUGGAAAGGUUAAGAGCUGAGAGAGAGGAAGAGAAUAUGGUCUUAAUGAAGGACCGUGCUGCUAUUAGUGCUGAAACGGAAAUUCUUUCAAGGUUAAGGCGUGAAGUGGAGGAGCAGUUGGAAAGCAUGAUAAAUGACAAAGUAGAGAUAUCAUAUGAGAAGGAAAGAAUUAGCAAACUACGAAAAGAAACAGAGGGUGAAACCCAAGAGAUUGUCAGGUUACAGCAUGAGUUGGAGGUGGAAAGAAAAGCCUUAUCAAUGGCCAGGGCAUGGGCUGAGGAUGAGGCGAAACGAGCAAGAGAACAGGCAAAAGCCCUGGAGGAGGCUAGGGAACAGUGGGAAAGACGGGGCGUCAAAGUGGUGGUUGACAAUGACCUCCAUGAAGAGAGUGUUGCAGGAGAUACGUGGGUAAAUGUAGGGAAGCAAGUUGCAGUUGAAGGAACUAUUAGCAGGGGUGAAACGUUGGUGGGGAAGCUCAAGACAUUGGCAAGUGAAGUAGAAGGCAAAUCUAGAGAGUUCAUCGAUAAGAUUGUCCAGAGGAUCCAGUAUUUGAUUUCAGUGUUGCGAAAAUGGGCCUCCGAGGCAGGUGCAAAGGCUGAAGAAUUGAAAGAUGGGGCUGUGUUGAAGGCAAGGGGAUCAGUACAGGAGAUGCAGCAAACCACAGCAGGAUUUAGUUCGGCUGUUAAAGAAGGUGCAAAACGAGUGGCAGGAGAUUGUCGGGAAGGAGUUGAGAAACUCACUCAGAGGUUUAGAACAUAGCCUCCCCAAGAGGUUCGUCCCCCUCCUUUCUUUCUUGGACACCAAUAAAUAAAUUUUGCAGCAGAGAAGCAUGUAAUUCUUCUUCCGAUCUCUGGUCAUUAGAUGGUACCUAGUUAUCAAUCCAAUGAUGUUUGUAAAAUGUGUACCAAUAAUUUAAAUCUAUUUGUUGUUGCUGCCGCUUCCUGUUAAGGAAUUCAACUUGGAAAUGUCCUAGUGAAGCUCAUAAAAUAAGCUGACGGAUGAACUCGUAUUUUUUAUUUGGAUAAGCUACACCAGACAAUAUCGAUUUUAACAGUUCAAUCAUUAGUGACUUAAAAGAUAACUUUGUCAUUCA
This is a messenger RNA of Gossypium raimondii (Peruvian cotton), 3413 nucleotides long. RefSeq lists its product as uncharacterized. The record is from RefSeq and is a predicted model, not a curated record. The coding region runs from base 203 to 3079 and encodes 958 amino acids. The transcript is spliced from 10 exons. NCBI's taxonomy places the organism in Eukaryota, Viridiplantae, Streptophyta, Magnoliopsida, Malvales, Malvaceae.